AACUGCAAUACUCACUCUGACCUGAGGAAUGACGGUGGCGCUGUCGGCGCCUCAAACCGAAGAGCCCAAAGAAGAAGUCAAUGCUAAUCUGAGGUUAGCUUGUAGCUGGUAAACACUGAAACGAACCCGCUCGGAGGACCGGCAUGUCGGCUGACACCAAGAUCGCUGAGCUGCUGACGGAGCUGCAUCAGCUCAUCAAACAGACGCAGGAGGAGAGGUCACGCAGCGAACACAACCUGCUCAACAUCCAGAAGACACACGAGAGGAUGCAGACGGAGAACAAGACGUCUCCGUAUUACCGAACCAAACUGAGGGGCCUGUACACCACAGCUAAGGCCGACGCCGAGGCCGAGUGCAGCAUCCUGCGCCACGAUCUGGACAAGAUCGCAGAAAUCAAGUCUCUGCUGGAGGAGAGGAGGAUCGCUGCUAAGAUGGCGGGAGUCUACAGCGACAGCGACCCGCCCAGGAAGACCAUGAGGCGCGGCGUCCUGAUGACGCUGCUGCAGCAGUCGGCCAUGACGCUGCCGCUGUGGAUCGGCAAACCCGGAGAGAGCCCCCCCCCGCUGUGCGGCGCCGUCCCGGCCAGCGGCGACUACGUGGCCAAGCAGGGCGACAAGGUGGCGGCGCGGGUGAAGGCGGUGGACGGAGACGAGCAGUGGAUCCUGGCCGAGGUGGUCAGCUACAGCCACUCCGCCAACAAGUACGAGGUGGACGACAUCGACGAGGAAGGCAAAGAGAGACACACGCUGAGCCGGCGGAGGAUCAUCCCUCUGCCUCAGUGGAAGGCCAACCCAGAAACGGACCCUGAGGCGCUGUUCAGCAAGGACCAGCUGGUUCUGGCGCUCUACCCUCAGACCACCUGCUUCUACCGGGCCCUGAUCCACACGCCGCCGCACAGGCCUCAGGACGACUACUCGGUGCUGUUCGAGGACACGUCCUACGCCGACGGCUACUCGCCUCCGCUCAACGUGGCCCAGCGCUACGUGGUGGCCUGCAAGGAGAACAAGAAGAAGUGAGCGCCACCUGGAGGCGGAGCGCCGACUCACUGGACCCCUUCACCUGCUGGCCACAAGAGGAACUGCAGGGAGGAGAGCGUCAGCCAUUAAAGGCCUCCAUCGUUUAUUUUCAUGUCCGCCGUUGGUUCUGCUUAUAACUCUGUCAUGGUUUUAAUAUUAAACACUUUAUAAAUAAUUGGUUUCUGGCAGGAUUUAGAUCUACCUGACAUGAUGCUUCCUGCUGCUCAGGUCUGUUCAGAUACUAAAAUGUUAAAUUGUUAAAUGUUGAACCCUUAAAACGUCACUUUACCUGAACGUUCCAACCGUCCAUCAGACCCUGAGGGCCACUGAAGGAGCUGAAGGUUCAGAGUUCUGCAUGCAGGCAAAGCCAGAAAGUUGAGUGGAAGGAAAAAGUGCUGGAGGAGGAUUGAGAGGAUGGUCAAGAAACAUCCAUUUAAGAUUUUGCUGAGAUUCACAGGGUUGGCUCUUGAUGUCCACCACACAGACGGACCUAGGGACGCCAUCAGAACCGACCUACCGGGCCUGAGCAGAACCAGACUUGCUUGUUGGUCCAAAGUCUUUUCAGGUGGAAGCAAAGUUUAUAUUUCAUGUGAGGAUCACGGUCCCAGAAGUCCAGAGGGACGUUUCCACAGUCAGUGACGGUUUGGGGUCCCAUGUCAGCGGCUGGUUCUGGUUCUCAGAGUAAACGGCUCUGUGGUCGUUUCCAGAUUUCUGAGGAAAAUAUAAUUUGUUCUGAUUGUCGCUAAUCUCCAUAAAUUCUGUCUGCUGCCACCAGAACUCCUCCUUCCUGAGUCCAUCCAGCUUUCUGCUUUAUUCCUGUAAAAUAUAUUUGGUUUCUAGAUAGACCCGCAUGAAUGGAUCAAAUGAAACAGACCCCAAAUGUCCAAAUAAUACUGAAUAAAGGAAUAAAGCAGUUU
This is a messenger RNA of Fundulus heteroclitus (mummichog), 1933 nucleotides long. Its product is annotated as SAGA-associated factor 29. NCBI's taxonomy places the organism in Eukaryota, Metazoa, Chordata, Actinopteri, Cyprinodontiformes, Fundulidae. The record is from RefSeq and is a predicted model, not a curated record. Gene Ontology annotation, cellular component: SAGA complex. The coding region runs from base 144 to 1016 and encodes 290 amino acids. The transcript has 10 exons.